UAGACUUUCUGUUAAAAAACUAACGGUCAACGGCAGUCAGCUCUAACGGAAAAAUAAUUUAGGACACAAAUGUCAUAUCGGAUACUUUAGGACACAAAUAACACAAAGUUAAUAGUUCGGGUUUUCUAGUGGUAUUAGCCCUUUUUUUAUGGAUCUCAGCCUUCUUGUGAGUUAUCAAAGAGUGAGAAAGAACCAAAAUAUGUGUGGUAUAUUUAAUUAAUUUUUAAGUUUUAAUGUUUUUUUAUAUUUCAAUUAGCGAUCUCAAUCCUGAAAUACCAAACAACACUCGAAAGUGAAUCUAAAAUCCAGUUCCUAAAAAUAAAUCGGUAUUCGACAAAUCCAAACAAAGUAAAGCCGGUACGAUAUUUGAUAUAUCUCGAAUGCAGUAUCAAAAUUCCAAUCCUAAAUAGCAUGGUCAAUGAUCCCAAGUUUAUGUAAGGAAGUGGCUAAGUACCAUACAUGGGCCUGUAUAAGAUCCAGCAUAACCUUCUCCCAAUAGCUCGAGUUAUUGGGACCAACUGCUUUAUGACAUGGUAUCAGAGCUAGCAACGUUCAGCUAAGUCCAGAUCCAGCUUCUUUCCUUCUCUACUCGUAUAAUAAUCCUCGUCAAUUCUCCCUCAAUCACCAUGUUGGACUCCUCUGCCUCUGCAAUUACCUAUGAAGAAACUGUGAUUACAUUCAAUCCUGCUGGACAAUUAUCCCUAAAGCUCACACCAACAAACUUCAAUUCCUGGGGAUCCCAGUUGGAAACGCUACUCAUAUGGAUGGACCUCAUAGGCUACAUUGAUGGAACAGUUGUCGCUCCUGCCCCAACGAUCAAGGAAAACGACGUCAGUCGCCCCAACCCGUUGUAUCGCCAUUGGUUUCGCCAAGAUAAGCUGAUACUUCAUGCCCUUCGUUGCUUAAUUUCUGAAUCUCUGUAUUCAUUUGUUUAUGCGACAAGUACAUCAAGAGAGGCAUGGUUAACACUUGAUAGGUUAUAUGCGGGUCGUUCUCAAUCCCGUAUAAUCAAUCUCAAAGACAAAUUGUAUCGGAUAGUUAAAGGUAAUCGGGACGUUCUUACAUUUGUGAAUGAUCUAAAGCUCACAGCGAUAGAGCUGGCUCUCGUGGGUGAACCUGUCUCGGAUCUGGACUUCGUGGUUUAGUGUCUUCGUGGCCUUGGAUCGGAUUACAAUCACUUUGCUGCCGCAGUUCGUGCCCAAGGAACAAUGGUCACUGUCGAAGAACAUCUUGAUGUUUUGGUUGAAUAUGAAACAAAUUUAAAGGAGCAGACCCGUCUGGAUGCGGUUCCCACUGCCUUUUAUUCCACCGGGACUCGCCGUGGUGGCAAAAAUGGUGGCGGGCAGUCACACGGUGGCUGUGGCCUUCACUCCUCUCGCGGCGGCAAUCAGGGUUUUUCGCGUCCCCAACAGCAGCACUAUAAUCUCCAGCAGCCGAUUUACAACUGUGGGCUGGAACCCUACAACCAGCCCACACGCCGCACUCCCUCCAUGCCUGUUGGGCCUUCCUCAUCAGCUAAGCCCAGCAGUUCCAGGUGGGCCUCAGUGAUCUAUCAGUUUUGUGACAGGCCCGGUCACUCAAGUAAGACAAUGUUCUAAUCAAUUUCCUCAGGCUCGCCAGGCUUAGGCUAACACCACUCACACUGGUUCAGCUUGCAACCCUUCCUCUUCUGGGUCUUGGAUUAUUAACUCGGCAGCAAGUCAUCAUGUGACAUCUGAUUUGGGCAAUCAGUCAAUUUAUUCUGAUUAUACGGGCACGGACGAGAUCUUGGUUGGUGAUGGUUCAGGUUUGGUCAUCUCUCAUAUUGGCUCCUCCUCUCUCUCUCUCUACUGGUUCUCAUUACUUGCUUUUGCGUGAUAGAUUAUGCGUAACCACCAUCAAGAACAUUUGAUUUCUGUUGCCAAGUUAUGUCGAACUAAUCCGGUAUCGGUCAAAUUUUUUGCUACUCAUUUUGUUGUGAACGAUCUUCGCCGGGGGCGCAGCUGUUGGGGGGGGGGGGGUGGAACAACGGUGAUGUGUAUGAACUGCCUCAAGAAAUCAAGAAUGUUUGCAUGGCUCUUGUCACUACUCGAACGACAACAACAUUUUGGCAUACUCUCUUCCAGUCUUCUCCGGUCAUACUCUCUUCCAGUCUCAUCUUCACUUACAAACUCUCUAUGUGAUGCCUGUCUCUCAAAUAAAAGCCAUUAACUCCA
This is a messenger RNA of Linum trigynum, 2195 nucleotides long. NCBI's taxonomy places the organism in Eukaryota, Viridiplantae, Streptophyta, Magnoliopsida, Malpighiales, Linaceae. The record is from the annotation of a GenBank genome assembly.